This is a messenger RNA of Colletotrichum graminicola M1.001, 477 nucleotides long. RefSeq lists its product as uncharacterized. The transcript has a single exon. The coding region runs from base 1 to 477 and encodes 158 amino acids. NCBI's taxonomy places the organism in Eukaryota, Fungi, Ascomycota, Sordariomycetes, Glomerellales, Glomerellaceae. The record is from RefSeq and is a predicted model, not a curated record.
AUGGAUGGGAAAAAAACGGGUUACCCUUUUUUCCCCUUCUUUCCCCCAUGUCCUCGUGAUCACUCACACGUCUCUGACCAAGCAGAAAAAAUUGGGAAGAAGCCCCGCCAUCGAACAGCCCGCGCGCACAAAGACCGACCCGACGCCAACCCACACAUCAUCAAACGGACAAAGUCGGGGGCCCGUGGGAGACGCAGGAAAAGUGCGGGCGAAGCUUGCUCGUAUGCGGGACGCCUGCGGAUGGGGAGAGAGAUUGUGGGUGAUGGGCUGGUUCUGGCCCAGAUCCAUUGGUCAUGGGCGUGGGAUAGGAAGAGGUUCCGCCAUUGCGGGAUGGCGGUGACAUGUGUUUGGGUCGUGUCGAUCGACGUGUGCGUGUGUGUGUGUAUGUGUGCUUCUCAGGGACAGGAAACCUUCUUCUGGACGUCGGCGAAGACGAUGGGCGGCGGGUGGAGGACAUCACGGCGGGUCUGGCCAUAG